GUAAGUACAUUCGAAUUAUAUUAAUAAGUAUAAAGGUGACUUAUAAUAUUGGUAUUAUAUUUUCUAUUUACUGUUUAUUCAGUUUACUCUGACAGACAAAGUCUCUGGUCGUCUCAAAGUAAUUUAUUGAGUGGAAUAACAUCAUUGGAUAUUGAACAGGUAAAACGAUGGCAUACACCGAUAAACAAAAGGAACGAUCAAAGGUAACAACAGAUUAUGAACUAAUUGAAGUUGAAGAUGGACAUUUAACAACAAAAGAGCAUGCUGAAACUGAUAUCAUUUAUAGUAGCGAUGGCUUUAGCUUGUUUGGUGAAGUGGAAGCUACGAAAGAAGAUUUAUUGGAUUCGAAAACUUCUAUUCUAUUUUCACCGAUGUGGAAACAGAGCUUAGCAGCGUCAGUGCCGAUCUUGUUAAAUAUUGCCUUGGGUUUGACGUCUGGAUUCUCGGCGACCUUGUUACCACAAUUGGAGAAAGAAGCUGGACCCAUUCCAGCAGACGAAGAAACAGCGUCUUGGAUAGCUUCAAUCGCAGCACUCCCAAUGGUUCCCGGCUGCCUAAUAUCCGGAUGGUUGUUUGAAAGAUUCGGAAGAAGAAGAGCUCAAUUUAUAGUAUCUGCUUUGUUUCUGAUCGGCUGGAUCCUUACGGCAACAGCUUACAACCUGACAUUUAUCCUAAGCGGAAGAUUGUUCACUGGGCUUUGCUCAGGAUUAAUAGCUCCCUUGGGACCGGUAUAUGUCGGAGAAACUUCGGAACCAAAGUAUAGAGGCUUUUUUCUUGCUGCGAUUUCGUUAGGCAUGGCCUUUGGUAUCAUAUUUGCACAUGUAGUCGGCACAUUCACAUCAUGGCAAUGGACAGCGGUCAUAUGCGCUGUGUUUCCAAUAUUAAGUAUAGUCUUACUAGUUUUCAUACCAGAAAGUCCCACCUGGUUAAUAUCAAGAGGUCGCAUUGAGGAGGGUGUCAAGGUUUAUAACUGGUUAAGAGGGAAUAAUGACGAAGCCAAAGCUGAACUAAAAGCUAUAAUUGAUCGUAAAUUGGCAGCUCAUGCUUCCCCAGUACAGACUUGGAGAAAUAAACUCCUCUUUCUUAAAAGCCCAGAACUAAUAAAGCCUUUAAUGAUUAUGAACUUAUUUUUUGCUACAUGUCAGUUCACGGGAACAAAUGCUGUCACGUUUUAUUCUAUAGAUAUUUUGGGAAAGGCUGUAUGUAAAGGUAUAGAUCAGUAUUUAGCGAUGUUAAUAAUCGAUUUGCUGAGGUUGAUAGCUUCACUAGCAGCCUGUGUAAUCUGUAAGAAGUAUGGUCGAAGAAAUGUAUUCUUCCUAAGCAGUGGUUUAACUAUAAUAUCUUUAAUAGGCUUAGCCUUGUUCUUGUAUCUGAAGCCAGAAAACAUGUCUUGGAUACCACUAUUUUGUUUAAUGUUUUACAUUUGUGCAAUAACGAUUGGCGUGGAUCCAAUACCGUGGAUUAUGUGUGGUGAGAUCUUUCCGGAAAAUGUUCGUGGAAUGGGAUCCGGGAUCAGUACGGGCGUGGCCUUUGCGAGUUUAUUUGUAGUGGUCAAAACAGAACCAGGAAUGAUGAAGAAUUUAGGCGAAGCAUUCACUUUUAUGAUUUACGCGACUGUAACAUUAUUUGGGGUCGUCAUAUUAUAUUUCACUUUGCCAGAAACGAAAGGAAAAAGCUUACAUGAGAUCGAAGAUAAACUCAAAAGUCAAAACUGUAACAAUAGCCGAAGAUCUGUUGUAAUUGCUUAAUAAUGGCGUUAAUGUUUACCCUUCUAUUGUUAUGCGGAGCAAUAUGUAUUAGACCUUGAUAGGUAACCCAUUUGUAGGAAGAUCAGUUCCUAUGGUAUUAUGAAUGUUUUGUCCUUUAUGCGCGAAAAAUAAAUCAUUAUACCAGCUAUCGUCCCCAUAUAAGACAGGAGCUGAAAGGACAUUUUUUAUUAUUUCUGUAAAGUAAAUGAUUAAACGAAUUUUCAGCUCAUCUAAUGUUUGGUGAAAUGAUUUUAGGUUACAUAAGUUACUCAUGACUUCCUAAAUUGUAUUAUAUAGAAGAUAACUAAAUGCUACUUGUUAAUAAGCUGUAAAUAAGUAAACUGUUUUCUUUCAUUUAUUGCUCUUGAAAAAGUAUAGGGAAACAAUUAAUAUUUAUAUUAACCAUGCACAUUUUUAUAACGAACUUGUGUGCUUUGGUAAUUUUGUAAUUUUUAUAGUGUAGAUGGUUGGAAAAGUUUACGGCCGACCUGUUGAUAAGUAGUAAUUGGAGUUCAUAGUAGUAGGGUCUCAUUUUUUUUAAUUUUCCGGAAUGCGAAUCGUAGGAUAUUUUGGAUAAUGUAUAUUGCAAAGUGGUGUGUACUCGACAUUAUUUGAUUGGAAAAUACAUUCCGUUUUUACUUCGGAGUCAUUCUGUAACCGCAAAUAUUAAUACCACAAACAGUAAAGGACUUUCAGAGAUUAUGAAGACGAACAUAGCGAUAUUGGAGAUAAGGGUGGUUAAAGAUGAGGACUAAUGCAAGAGUUCACUCUAGAAUAAUCAGUUGUGGUCGGAAAAUUCUGUGGAAGCUCCUUACUAGUUA
Messenger RNA from Bombyx mori (domestic silkworm), 2569 nucleotides. RefSeq names its product facilitated trehalose transporter Tret1-like. Gene Ontology annotation, cellular component: membrane. The record is from RefSeq and is a predicted model, not a curated record. The coding region runs from base 168 to 1748 and encodes 526 amino acids. Lineage: Eukaryota; Metazoa; Arthropoda; Insecta; Lepidoptera; Bombycidae. Gene Ontology annotation, biological process: transmembrane transport. The transcript has 4 exons. Gene Ontology annotation, molecular function: transmembrane transporter activity; nucleic acid binding.